CAUAACGUUGUCCUCUAUUAUACGGGGAAUAGGACCGACUGUGGGUCAUCUACAUGUGCACUUAGCUCUGCCCAUAUGCACAAGACUUCGAAGCAGUGCGGUUGUUCCAGGGUCAUACGGGAUGAUUGUAGGGUGGUCAACCUGUUCCAGACAGAAUGCGAUGCAUGCAAG
Molecule: messenger RNA, 171 nt
Organism: Gloeophyllum trabeum ATCC 11539
Lineage: Eukaryota; Fungi; Basidiomycota; Agaricomycetes; Gloeophyllales; Gloeophyllaceae
Exons: 2
Source: RefSeq, a predicted model, not a curated record